AUGGCUAAUCUACAAAUACCUCCAGAUGUUACAAGGAGAGAGUUAUUCUUUAUUGUGCUGGAAUUCCUUCUGCAAGUAGUUUCUGGGCAGAUUCGUUACUCAGUUCCUGAGGAAUUGCUGGAAGGCUCUUUUGUGGGGAAUAUCGCAAAGGACCUAGCAAUGGAUUUGAAGCAACUGUCGCAUGGGGGCAUCCAGAUUAUUAAUGAAGGUAGGAGGCAAUAUUUUGCCCUUGAUUUACAAAAGGGUCAUUUGUGUAUUCAUGAAAGAGUGGAUAGAGAAGCAAUAUGUGGACGCCUCUUAACUUGCAUGUUAAAGUUAGAGAUUCUUGUUCAGAAACAAGUAAAGAUUUAUAUAGUCGAAAUUGAAAUUGAAGAUAUCAAUGACAAUGCACCAACUUUCCAAGUAGAGACAGUACCGUUAAAAAUCCCAGAAAGUACAGCCACAGGGUCCCGAUUCCUUCUGCCAAAUGCUCAGGACCCAGACUUAGGAAAGAACUCUUUACAGACCUAUCAACUCAGCCCCAAUGGACAUUUCUCUCUUGAUGUACAGACUGCAGCAAAUGGAGGCAAAUAUGUUGAGCUAGUGCUAGAAAAGUCUCUGGACCGGGAAGAAGUGGUUUUCCAUGACUUAAUCCUUACAGCCAGUGAUGGGGGAAAUCCUGUGAAAUCCGGAACUGUGCACAUCAGGGUUGUUGUUGAAGAUGCAAAUGACAAUGCGCCUUGUUUUACGCAAUCUGUUUAUAAAGUGACUGCAAUGGAAAACAUUCCUAUCGAUUCUCUGCUCAUAACAGUCAAUGCUACUGAUUUGGAUGAAGGCAUUAAUGCAGAGAUAAUGUAUGCAUUCAGGCAAAUAUCGGAAAAAGCUUCAAAUAUUUUCCAUUUGGAUUCCAAGACUGGAGAAAUCAGGGUGAAACAGAACUUGGAUUUUGAAGAAAAUGCUAUGUAUGAAAUGGAGGUCCAGGCCCAUGAUGGGAGAGGUCUCUCAGGUCGUGCGAAUAUUUUGGUGACUGUUAUCGAUGUAAAUGACAAUGCACCCGGGAUUGCAGUCACAACUCUCACUGAUGCUAUGAGUGAAGACGCCCCUCAAGGGACUGCAGUAGCAUUGUUAAGAGUAACAGACAGGGAUUCAGGUGACAAUGGGAAGGUCUGGUGCUCCAUCCUCGGGAACCUGCCCUUUCAGUUAGAGAAAACCUUUGAUAACUAUUACAGUUUGGUGACUGACAAAGACCUAGACCGAGAAAUAGCAUCAGUUUACCAUGUGACUGUUAUAGCAACUGAUAAAGGAGACCCUCCUCUGUCAACAACAACCAUCAUUCCACUGAAAAUAUUAGACAAAAAUGACAACCCACCCACCUUUAAAGAGAAGUCCUACUUGUCUUACAUUACAGAAAAUACACCUGCUGGAACUUCACUUUUCACAUUACAAGCAAAUGAUCCAGACUGGGAAGAGAAUAGCAAAAUUACUUACUCUAUUGUCCAAGAUCAGGUGCAAUAUUUGUCUUUCUCCUAUCUUUCUAUAAACUCUGAGACUGGAGCUAUCUACGCCCUCCGCUCCUUUGAUUACGAAGAGUUCCAUCAAAUUGAGUUCCUGGUCAAGGCCCAAGAUGGAGGCUCCUCACCACUUAGCUCCAACGUAUCGGUGACUCUCUUAAUUUUAGAUCAAAAUGACAAUGUCCCCCAGAUCUUGUACCCUUCCGUCCCCAGCGAUGGCUCCACUGGAGUAGAGCUGGCCCCACGCUCCUCUGAGCCAGGCUACCUGGUCACUAAGGUGGUGGCCGUGGAUGCAGACUCUGGCCAGAAUGCCUGGCUCUCCUAUCAGCUACUCAAGGCCACAGAGCCAGGGCUCUUCACCAUAGGGCUCCACACUGGCGAGAUCCGGACGGCCCGUCCCUUUCUGGACAAGGAUGCUCUCAAGCAAAGCCUGGUGGUUUUGGUGAAGGACAAUGGGCAGCCCCCUCUCUCUGCCUCAGUCACGGUCACCGUGGUGCUGGCCGACAGCAUCCCUGAGGUACUGACUGACCUGAGCAGUGUCUCCAUCCCUACAGACCCCCAGUCGGACCUCACCUUCUACCUGGUGGUUGCUGUGGCUUUCGUCUCCUGUUUGUUUUUCACCUUCCUCCUUGUGUUGCUGGCACUCAGGUUGUACAGGUGGAGAAAUUCCCAGUUGUGUGAUUCUGGAAGUGUGAAUUUCAGUGGAGUCCCAGUUUCACAAUUUGUGGGGAUUGAUGGAGUCCGAGCAUUUCUUCGCUCCUAUUGCCAAGAGGUUUCUUUAACUUCUGGCUCUCGGAAAAGCCAAAUUCUUUUUCCAAUUGGAAGCUGCACAAAUACUCUGACACCGCAACAGGCUUGUUCUCAACCAGAUCCUUUGAUAACAGCCGGUGACUCAGCCAUAAUUGUUGACGAAGCAGCAAUCAACCAGGAACAGGGGGCCCGUGAGGAUGGUCCACCUCCAAGGUUAACGGAUCCAGCUGGUUUCCAAGAUGCUCUGGGGAAUUUUGAGAGUCUUGUAAGUGACUCUCUACAGAUGCCCUUGGGCAGUUGGAUCUUGGAAUGUCUGGCUUUCAGAGACUGUAUUGCCCAUGGUUCAGAAGGAUUCCAACAAGCAAUAUUUGUGAACAAAAAGAUGCAGCUUUAUUCAGUAAAUAUGCAGUAA
Molecule: messenger RNA, 2652 nt
Organism: Eublepharis macularius
Lineage: Eukaryota; Metazoa; Chordata; Lepidosauria; Squamata; Eublepharidae
Product: protocadherin gamma-A12-like
Exons: 2
Coding region: 1-2652 (883 amino acids)
Biological process (GO): homophilic cell-cell adhesion
Cellular component (GO): plasma membrane
Molecular function (GO): calcium ion binding
Source: RefSeq, a predicted model, not a curated record